Molecule: messenger RNA, 7771 nt
Organism: Sardina pilchardus (European sardine)
Lineage: Eukaryota; Metazoa; Chordata; Actinopteri; Clupeiformes; Clupeidae
Gene: atg2b
Product: autophagy related 2B
Exons: 43
Coding region: 338-6577 (2079 amino acids)
Biological process (GO): reticulophagy; autophagosome assembly; autophagy of mitochondrion
Cellular component (GO): phagophore assembly site
Molecular function (GO): phosphatidylinositol-3-phosphate binding
Source: RefSeq, a predicted model, not a curated record
UGCGUGCGGGCGUCUAUGGUAUUCAGUUACGCGUCUGUGUGCGGAGUCAUGAAAGUGUUUGUAAACAAUAUAGACAAUCGGUCCUCUCUUGCCUUGGAUGUGGCGCAUUGCGGCUGUUUCCUCUCUGACCUGCUAGAAAAUUCCGAGUCACCUGACUUCACCGCUUUGGGAUGAGGCAGCCCCACGGCUCCGACGGCCACCUGACCGUAAACAUCCUCCGGCACACCAAGUAGAACGCCAUCUCCCCUCCCAGCUGCUUGAGGCGUUAGUGGGGUACGCUAUUGACCUGGCCGAAACUUGAACCCCAACUGCACCCCCAACCUCCUCCACCCCCACCAUGCCCUGGCCCUUCUCCGAGUCCAUCAAGAAGAGGGCCUGCAGGUACCUCCUGCACCGUUACCUCGGCAACUUCCUUCAGGAGAAGCUGAGCUUGGACCAGCUCAGUCUGGACUUGUACCAAGGCACCGGGUCCCUGACGCAGGUACCGCUGGACAAAUGGUCUCUGAACGAGCUCCUGGAGUCGUGCGAGGCGCCGCUGGAGGUGACGGAGGGCUUCAUCCAGAGCAUCGUGCUGACGGUGCCGUGGGCCGCGCUGCUGCAGCACAGCUGCACUCUGGAGGUGCGCGGCCUCAGGCUGGUGCUCAGGCCACGCCCCCGCGCAGCCUCAGGUCUGGAGCCCAUGUGUUGGUCCAGCUUCAUGACCAGCAGCAUGCAGUUGGCCAGAGAGUGUCUGAGCCAGAGGCUGACCGACGAGCAGGCAGAGAGUGGACCACUGGAGGGACUGGAGACCUUUGCUGAGACCAUAGACACAGUCCUGCGGCGGAUUAAGGUGGCGUUCCUGGAUGCGGUCCUCAGGAUCGAGCACAUUCCACCAAAUUCCAAGACGGGCAUCGCUUUGGAGCUCCGCAUCGCCAGGAUGGAGUAUUGUGACGAGCUGGCGGGGGAGAGUUCUGGCGGGAACCUGCACCAGACGACCAGCUUUGCCCACAAGAGCCUGAGGAUGCAGGGAAUCAGUGUGUACUGGGACGAGUUCACACACACACACACACACGUACGUACACACGCACACACACACACCAGCUUUGCCCACAAGAGCCUGAGGAUGCAGGGAAUCAGUGUGUACUGGGACGAGUUCACACACACACACACUCACGACUCGGAGCUGAAGCUGUCCCCCAGCUGGAGUCCCCACAUUGUGUGUGAGCCAAUCACGUCGCACCCCCAGUUCUCUGAGCCAAUCACGUCGCACCCCCAGUUCUCUGGCGCCGCCCCCAGCGCUCAGCCCCUCCCCCCCCUGCAGGUCGGAACGCUGGGCGGAACUGUGACGCUGUCACUCACACUCAAGCAGAACAACAGCGCACCUGGAGCAAAGCUGGAGGUUGAUGGGCAGAUGGAGUCUCUGGUGCUUCUGCUGUCUCCGCGGCAGGUUCACCUGCUUCUGGACAUGUGGGGAGGAUUCUCCCCCUCUGGCGGGCCGGAGUGGGCGGGUCCUAAGGACAGGAAGUGCCGUCCCAUGCAGCAGGAAGACGAGUACCGUCUGCACAUGGAGCUCAGCCGCUGCCUCAAGAAGGAAACCAUGGCAACGCCAGCGGAGCAGGACCUGUUUGAGAGCCAGACCACCAGGACUGUGUCCAGCAGAGAGGAAGUGUUUUUCUCCAUGGCUGAGAUGGACAUGUCCCACAGCCUAUCAUCUCUGCCCCCUCUCGGGGACCCGCCCACCGUGGACCUGGACCUGUCACUCAACAGUAAUUACUCCGCCUCCCUGGCCGAGUCCCCAUCUGGCCAAACAGCUGCUGGAUGGGACGAGUAUCUGGAAGUGAACCGACAACGAGAUAAACAGCAGGAGGCUACUUACACACACACACACAAGCUGCACAGACAGACCUCUGAUGACUCGUCUCCUGAGGUGCUGCUGCGCUUGGCUGUAGAGCGCCUCCUAGUGGUGGUUCUGCACAUCGACCCUCUGCCCCCUGCUGACUCCGCCCACAGUCCUUCUACACCAAUGGCAUCACACUUCUUCCAAACGCUGGCCAAUCACAACCUCCUCCCCAAUGGCUCUGCCCAAUCACGGGACGUCCUCGAUAAGGCCUGCCCCCAUGACCACCUCAGGUUGGUGGCGGAGGGGGUGUGUGUGUCGUAUGAACACACUCAGAGUUCUAGUGUGAUGCGUCUGAAUUCUGACGUCUCCUUUGAUCACAUGGAGCUGCUGGAGUGUCUCGUCUCCAUGGAGAUGCCCAACAACACACACACUGCACAGUACACAGAACUCCUGACGUUUGAUGCCACAGACAGCAGCACCAGUGCCCCUCCCUGCCUGCACCUGCUCUACAAGCUGACCGAACGAAGAGGCCCUCAGGGAGGGCAGGUGCGUGCGUUGCCGGGGCGGGCGGAUGUGCAGGUGGAGCUCUGUGGUUGCCGGGUGGAGCUGGACAUCAGCAUCGUGGACCGUCUCCACUCCCUGCUGCAGCCACGGAAACACGUUACUAUGGAUAUGAUGACCUCACACAUGUAUACAUCCUAUAAUAAGCCUGUUAGUCUGCACAAGGCCUUUGCGGAGGUGUUUCUGGAUGACAGCCGCAGCCCUGCUCAGUGUGACGUGAGUGUGAGUGUGUGUGCGCCGCGGCUCGUGGUGUGUUUGCGGUUCCCCAUUCCAGACCUGCGCUGCGAUGCGGAACGUGGGCCGUGGUUCCGGCGGCGGCUGCAGAAGGAACAGCUAGAACUGGAGAUUAAGGAACCAGAACUCAAGAGCCACUUCACUGGGGGAACCCAUGCAGAACAGAACACAGUGGAGCUGAGCUACAGAGAACUCAUCGGUAGUCUCCAUGGCGAUAAGGAGGAGGAGUCUGUGCAGUUUCUGCGUGUGAGUCACAGUCUGGAUGAUAUCAGCACCUCAGACAGCGGCAAGUUUGACUGGCCCAGGGUGGUGUUGAAGGUGAACCCCAUGGCUGUUCACUCCCUGCUGGAGAGAGUCGCUGUUGAGGAGGAGGAGGAGGAGGAGGAGCCAGGGGUGGGACUACAGGAGGAGGAAGCGUCUCAUUCGCUGAAAGAUGUCUGUGACUUCAGCCAACCAGAACCCUCUCCUUUCUCAUCACGUCGGGUAAUGUACGAGAAUGAAGAGAUGGUCAUUCCUGGAGACGUAUUGGAGAUGACAGAGUUUCAGGAGAAAACAACAGCGAACUCCCGUUUCAUCCUGGAGCUCAGUAUUCCCAACCUGCAAAUCACCUUGCCCAGCAAAGCCUUCUACGAGACCCUGCACAACAGAAUAAACAAUGACUUGUUGCUAUGGGAACCCACUGCCCCGUCGCCCGUGGAAACGGUGGAGAGCAUGCCGUACGGAGUCGGCCUGUCAGUGGCCAGUCAGCUGAUCAACACACACCUCAAAGACUUCAGCCCAGAGGAGGAGGACAGCGGCUCAGAGGAGGACAGUUUGGCGUUUGCUGAGGCGUUGGAGGUGGGCAGCAGGAGGAGGAAGAGGAGGAUGAAGAGCCAGAGCCGCUCCUGCCAGAGUCUGUUCUCCGUCCUCCUCAAUGUCCACCAGGGGGCACUCUCAUUACACACACAGCGUGAGCGUGUGUGUGAGGAGGGUGUGUGUGAGGAGGGUGUGUGUGAGGAGGGUGUGUGUGGAGAGGUGUGGGUAGAACUACAGGGGGCCGUGCUGUUUGGAGUGGCGCAGUACGAAGGAUCAGAGGAGCAGCACUACCUGUGUUUCCACACUACCGCCUUCAGCCUCUACCAUCAAGGUCUGGUGGAAAGGGAUUGUGGACCAGUUGAAGUUACGCUCCCCAGCAGGCCGCGUCCUCAUUGGCUGGAGCCGACGCUGUACGCCUCAGAGACCGCCGCCCCAUUGGCUGCCUCCGAGCCUAGUCCCGCCCCCUCAGAGGGCUUGGGGGUGGAGCCUCAUAGCAUGCUGUCUGCCGCCGUGAAAGUGCUGACACACACACCAGAGCGCAAUAUGAAGGAGUACCUGGUUGCCGUGGGGAUGCGUGGGGUCACCUUGCAGCACAGAGUGGUUGCCAACGGACAGGGCUGGUAUGACCAGAUAGUGGACUUCCUGAACGUGAAGGACGAGGCGGUUCUGGGUUACACUCCGCCCACCUCCAUCAGCACACUACACCUGCACCUGUGGAGCUGCGCCCUGGACUACAGGCCGCUCUAUCUGCCAGUCCGCUCUCUUGUUACCGUGGAGACCUUCAGCAUUUCCAGCAGCCUGGCUUUGGACCACUCCUCUUCAACUAUCAGGAUCAUUCUAGAUGAAGCAGCACUCUUUCUAUCUGACAAGACCAACGUGUUGCCUGUCAAUCUCAGUCGAGAUUAUGUACAAGUGGUCGACAUGGGAACCCUGGAACUCCGCAUCACAGCCGCCAAACGAGCAACAGCUGCUGAACAGUCAGAGCCGCGGUUCGAGCUGCGCUGCUCCAGUGAUGUCAUCCACAUCCGGACCUGCUACGACUCGUGCGCAGCACUCAUGAACCUCAUCCAGUACGUGGCCAGCUAUGGAGACCUGCUGCCCCCUAGUGGCCCGGAGGCCAGCAGCAGCACCCAGCCCAAGGCCAAGUCUGAGGCGCCCGGCGCCCAUCUUUCCCAGAGUCCUUUGCUGCCAGAGGCGGAGCAACAGAUUCUGCAGGAGUUGAUGAGUGAUGCCAUGGAAGAAGAUGAACAGAGUCAGACACACACACAGCCCAACGGUUUCCAUGACGAUCUCAGACAGGAGACAGACCCUCCACGCUCCGAUCUCUUCCUGUUCCCGGAUGAGAGCGGGAAUCUUCCGGAAGCCAGCCCCCCCUUCCCCACGCCGCUCCACUCCCCCCUCAUCUCCCCCCCUGUGCCCCCCCCCACACACGACACCGACGACUUCUGCAUCCUGGACACCCCCACCUCUCGUGCAGCGGAGAGGGAUGAGGAGCCGGUGGUGCGGAUCUUGACUGCAGAGGCGAUCGUGGUGAAGGAGAAUCACUUCAGUGGGGUGGCCAGCAGGGCGGCGCUGUUCCCCACUCCAGACGUGCGCUACCUGCUGAAGGAGAUCUCGCUGGUGUGGCACCUCUACGGGGGGCGGGACUUCAGCAGCGCGCCCGCUGGCUCCUCCCCCAGCCGCAGCCGAGGGUGCUCCCCCUCCCAGACUCCUGUGCGGCAGGCUCGUGGUGGGCGUGUGGGUGGAGGUUUGGGGCGGAACCCUGAUGUGCUCAUGGAGAUCCAGCUAAGCAAGGUGCGGUUCCAGCAUGAGGUGUACCCUUCGCCCCCUGGUGGUGGUGAGGGGGUGGAGCGGCUGCUGUCUCGUCAGGUGUUUGUGGUGCAGGAGCUGGAGGUGCGCGAUCGACUGGCCUCCUCGCAGAUCAACAAGUUCCUCUACCUGUUCUCCAGCAAAGAGCUGCCCCGCAAAGCCCACGCUAAUAUGCUGACGGUGCGGGCGGUACACAUGUCGGUGGAGGCCGAUGACUCUCCUCAGGAGUGCUGUCUGCGUGUGUCCCUCAUGCCGCUAAGACUCAACAUAGAUCAGGAUGCACUGUUCUUCCUGAGGGACUUCUUCUGCAGUCUGGCAGCCGAGGUGGAGCUGUUCUCUCCCCCUGAGCAAGAGGCGUUGUGUGUGUCCAUGAAGAGGCCUGCUGGAUCAGACGUCUCCUGCAGCUUUUCUAAACAGGACCCCGCCCCCAUCAUCUCCAUGCCAACACAGGCCUCGGCCAAUCAGAAUGGCCUCAGCGAGCCCAGUGGGCAGGACCCUGAGCGAGAGCCCGCCUCCUUAGUCUUCACCGACCAACCAAUCUUCUUCAGAGAGUUCCGUUUCACCUCCGAUGUGCCGAUUCGGCUGGACUACCACGGAAAACACCUGGCCAUAGAACAGGGUACAUUUGCUGGUAUUGUAAUGGGAUUGGCACAGCUGAGUUGCUCCGAGCUGACCCUAAGGAGACUAUGCUACAGACAAGGGUUGUUGGGGGUGGACAGGCUUUUCUCGUAUGCCAUUAAUGAGUGGCUCAGCGACAUCAAGAAGAACCAACUGCCUGGACUGCUGGGUGGAGUAGGACCCAUACACUCCUUACUGCAGCUGGUCCAGGGCUGUAGGGACCUGCUCUGGCUGCCUAUCCAGCAGUACCGUAAGGACGGGCGAAUCGUACGCGGCGUCCAGAGAGGCACCGCCUCCUUUGGAACCUCCACUGCCAUGGCAACGCUGGAACUGACCAAUAGGAUGGUGCGAACCAUACAGGCAGCGGCGGAGACAGCCUAUGACAUGGUGUCUCCAGGAACCAAUGGAGCAGAGGACCGGAGACUGAAACGCUAUUCUCAUCACCGAUUGGCUCAUCAGCCUGUUGAUCUGCGAGAGGGUGUGGCCAAAGCCUACAGUGUUGUCAAAGAGGGUCUGACAGACACGGCUCUUGGCAUCAUCGUCACGGCGACGCGGGAGCAUGAGCAGCGGGGUGUGACUGGUGCUGUGGGCGGAGUCUUGCGUCAGUUGCCCCCGGCGAUGGUGAAGCCUCUCAUCGUUGCCACGGAGGCCACGUCCAACGUUCUGGGCGGAAUGCGGAACCAGAUCCAACCGGACGCACGACAGGAGGAGACGCAGAAGUGGCGUCUGGGGGAGGAGUGACCAGCACCACAGCCAAUGGGAGCGCAGCAUCAUGUGCUACUGGCCAAUCACAUUCUCUGAUGUGUGUGUGGCCCAAACCUUCCCCCUGGACUGAAGUAGCUUGUGAAUGUAUGAAUAUGUGUGUGUGUGUGUGUGUGCAGUCUAAUACUUAACUCUCCGCUCUGUGUGUGUGUGUGUGUGUGUGUGUGUGUGUGUGUGUGUGUGUGUGUGUGUGUGUGUGUGUGUGUGUGUGUGUGUGUGUGGCCCGAACCUUCCCCCUGGACUGAAGUAGCUUGUGAAUGUAUGAAUAUGUGUGUGUGUGCAGUCUAAUACUUAACUCUCCGCUCUGUGUGUGUGUGUGUGUGUGUGUGUGUGUGUGUGUGUGUGUAGCAGUCUACUACUUAACUACGCGGUGUAUGUGUGUGUGUGUAGCAGUUGGAAUAACUCUGCAUUGUGUGUGUGUGUGUGUGUGUGUGAGAGAGAGAGAGAGUGAGCUCUUACCUUUGUGUGUGUGUGUGUGAGAGAGAGAGAGAGUGAGCUCUUACCUUUGUGUGUGUGUGUGUGAGAGAGAGGGGGAGACAGUGAGCGCUUACCUCUGUGUGAGUGCGUGUGCAUGCGUGCGGCCGUGCUUGUGUGUGUGUGUGUGUGUGUGUGUGUGUAUGUUUGCCUAAAUGUAGUUAGUAGUGAAUAUGAGAGUGUGUGGGUGUGCACGCUCCUGUGUGCAAUUUUCUUAUAUACUUCAUUUGCUGCUUGUGUGUGUGUGUGUGUGUGUGUGAGAGAGAGAGAGGUUGUGUGUAUUGUGAUAUUAACACAGCUAAUCAGUCUGUAAUAUGUGUGUGUGUGUGUGAGAGAGAGGUUGUGUAUAUUGUGAUAUUAACACAGCUAAUCAGUCUGUAAUAUGUGAAGAGGGAGGACACACACAUACUGUUCAUAUAUGUAACAUGUGGAAACCAUACUGGAACACACACACACACACACACACACACACACACACACACACACACACACACACACACACACACACACACACACACACACACACACACACACAAACACACACACUCUCUCUCCCUUAUUCACUAACAAGUGCUGAUGGGUUGUGACUGUAACUAUGUGGGAAUGUCUUGUACAUAAAUGUACAGUUAACAGUUAAUUUGUGUAAUUUCUAUGAAGGCAUGUCAACUGUUAAAGGGAAAUAAAGCAUUUCAUGUCUGA